Molecule: messenger RNA, 591 nt
Organism: Mollisia scopiformis
Lineage: Eukaryota; Fungi; Ascomycota; Leotiomycetes; Helotiales; Mollisiaceae
Exons: 3
Coding region: 1-591 (196 amino acids)
Biological process (GO): mitochondrial translational termination
Cellular component (GO): mitochondrial large ribosomal subunit
Molecular function (GO): translation release factor activity
Source: RefSeq, a predicted model, not a curated record
AUGCUUCCACGUUACGCUUUUAAUGCUUGCUCGGCUCUACGAGUUCAUGGCGAUCUUUCGUUGCUACGAGGCUUCCGAACCUCCUCACAUUCAAAAAGUGACGACGAAGAAGCGGAUUUCGAAGCUGCACGCGAGUGGUAUAAAGGAUUCAAUAAGACCACAAUUCCAUCUAAGAUUGCUGAAACAUCCUUCUCUCGCGCUUCUGGUCCUGGAGGACAGAAAACCAACAAAACCAGUUCCAAAGCAACUACGACCUGGCCGCUUCAUGCUCUACUGCGUCACGUACCAAAGGUGCUUCACCAAGAUUUAAGAGCAUGUAGAUACUAUGUGCCAUCCUCAGAUUCGAUUACGAUUCAAUGCGAUACAGACCGCAACCAAUCAAACAACAGAGAAGAAACCUAUCAGAGGCUGACCGACGAGAUCGCCAAAAUGUACAAGAAAAGGGUCCCGGGAGUGACCUCUCUGGAACAAAAGAAGAGAGUUGAGAAUCUGAUGAAGGCCGAUAAUGCUGCAAGACUUAGGAUGAAGAAAUCACACGGCGACAAGAAACGUGCUAGGAGUGGUGGGGGUGGCCGUGGUGGAGAUUUCUGA